AUGGCUCUGAUCGAAGGUGUGGGAGAUGAAGUGACACUGCUGUUCAGCUCUCUGCUGUUGCUCACGGUGCUGCUGCUGGCCUGGAUUUCCACCCGCACACCGGAUACCCCAGAUCACCUGUUCGUGUCCACCGCAGCCCCCGCCCCCUCACCAAGGACCAGUCCCAUCCACCAGGAUGCGCACCCUUCCUUUUCACGGCCACCAUCAACAUCCUCACCAUCAUCACCCUCCGUCUCUGCCAGUGACAGCUCUGCUUCUGAAGCCCUUGCUGAAUCUACCCAGGAGAAGCAGGGGGAAGGGAGAAGUGCGGGGGGUGGCGUGAGGAACAGAAUGGGAGGAGAGUCUUCCUCCCAAAGGAACAUGGUGGUCAGACUAAAGUUUCUGAAUGACACUGAGAGAAUGGCUCAGGUUCAGCCGGAAGACACCAUCGGAUACAUUAAACGGACCUAUUUUGCUGGCCAGGAGCAUCGGGUCAGAUUAAUUUACCAGGGUCAGCUGCUGCAGGAUGAUGCUCAGACUCUGGCCUCCUUGAACCUGGUACAUAACUGUGUCCUGCACUGUCACAUCUCCCAGCACACAGGACGGGGUGCAGUGGGGGAGCCGCGGCCCGCAGAUCAGGUGCAGGUGGCUUUGAACGUGGGCAGCCUAAUGAUCCCGCUGUUGGUUCUCAUGCUGUCGGUGCUGUGGUACUGUCAGAUCCAGUACCGGCAGUUCUUCACAGCCCCAGCCACGGCCUCGUUGGUUGGAGUCACCAUCUUUCUUAGCCUUGUGGCUUUUGGAGUGUACCGUCGCUAG
This is a messenger RNA of Betta splendens (Siamese fighting fish), 795 nucleotides long. It is a transcript of the gene tmub1, whose product is annotated as transmembrane and ubiquitin-like domain containing 1. The transcript has 2 exons. The record is from RefSeq and is a predicted model, not a curated record. Gene Ontology annotation, molecular function: protein binding. Lineage: Eukaryota; Metazoa; Chordata; Actinopteri; Anabantiformes; Osphronemidae. The coding region runs from base 1 to 795 and encodes 264 amino acids.